Amoebophrya sp. A25 is the source of this 1508-nucleotide messenger RNA. Lineage: Eukaryota; Dinophyceae; Syndiniales; Amoebophryaceae. The record is from the annotation of a GenBank genome assembly.
CCGCGGUGCUUGUUCACCAUCAAUAUCAAAUCUGUAGCAGUACAAAUACAUGAAGGACGAAUUUGUCCAGUACGUAGUCAGUUUGUGCACGAAGGAGCCAGUUCUUCCCGCGUGCGCCACGCCCAAAGGCUCUUGAUAUGAUUUGAUUUGAACCAAGGCGCGGGCUUUGCACAAAUAAGUUGAAGAUGACGAUGUCUAGGUUUCGAAUCGGUGGCAGGAUGCCAACAGAGUCCCUUGCGGAAGUUCAGCAGAAAGCCAGAACACUACUACCAAGCCCAAGCUUUUUGCACAAGGGAAAAGAAGGACUAGAAGACGAGCAAAUAUCCACCUUGUUACGCUUCGGUGAGGUCGUGGGGUUUUGGGGUCCUGCACGUUGUGGGAAGAGCAAUGUACUUAGGCAUCGCAAAACGACCUAGCGCUAUCUAGAAGCAUAUCUUUGACUUUUUGGUGGAGGAAAGUAAGUCAUAGAUAUGUGAGAGAGAUACUGUCCGAAUGGUCAUCUGGAAACUCCUAAUGCAUUACGCAAAUGGUUAGCCGACGUGAUAUUGCAGCGACUGAGGAAUGAAAGCGUGCAUGCUGGCUUUGCGAAUUCAAAAUCGACAAGGUCUUUGCCGGAAAUUCAUGUGCUGGAUACAGAUUUGAAGUUUGAUCUAGAUGAUGCGCUUGAUGACGACCUCGAUAAAGUCUUGGCUUCGCCUGCGUCGUCAUGUGAUAGAAGCUUUCUUUGGGACGAGGAUGCAGAUGUGAAUAGGUCUUGCGAGCAACAGUUAGAGAAUUGUUUUGUACACCGCAUACGUACGCUCGACGACUUCGAGAGGUCAACGAUGUGGUUGGAGGACGAUUCAUCCUCUAGGUCUAGUCGUAAACGUCGAAUGCUAGAACAAGUACUAAACGAACAUUCGAAGCAUAAAAAGGAGCACGCCUGCGCAUAUUGCGCUCGCGGAGGACGCAUUUUAGUCAUCGACUCUCUAGACGCAUUGAUCCAGCUGUGUCCCGAUUUCUCUGCGGUCGACCGGGUCGUAGCUUUGCUCAGAAAACAUUGGAUGUUGGGAUCUCGGUGGAUUGGGUCGACAGCUGUACUGUAUACCUGCAAAACAGGUGGGGUGGUCCAUAGAUUGUGGAACACUUCUAAACUUGCUGCUGCAGGAAAAGGACCCGGCCCCCAACCUGCAACUAGUAGAGCCUUCAAGAAAAGACAUGCAGCAACUAAGGAUGAAAGUGAAAGUGACAUAAAGGGGACAACUGGAUUGACAUAUCACGGUGACAAUGUAUCCAUAAGGAUGAACAGCGGCAACAUAUCAACAUCUCAAUUAAGUCUGAUUGAUCGUCUCUUUGGCGAUGCAGAAAGCCAUCACGAAAUAUGGUUCGCGAAUUCGGAUUUAGAUUUAAAUUUUUCCUGAUAAUGUAAAGACUCACGACUGGUGCCCGCCGCGCGGGAAAAUAUGGAUACUACAAAGCGGCACACUUUUUCUAUUGUUCUUGUAGUUCUCAGUAAUGAUAUUCUCCAC